AUGCAGCCGCGCCGCAACUUCUCAGGAAGCAAGAUCCGAAUCUGGGAUGCCCUUGAUGAAACCAUUGGCCAGCGUUGGUGCCUCGAGAGCUCGGUUGCCCUUGCCAGGGAGGACAUGACGUUCGCCAUUCGCGGACAUGCCCAGUAUGGGGCCUCGGAGUUCCCAAAAUGGCGAUGCGAUCGGAAGGUCAAGGCGAAAAAGAGGAUUCCCACGCGGCGAAUCCUCUUUAAGGGCUUCCCGAUGUCGAAACAUGGGUGGGGUCCCUAUUCAUACCGGGCUUCAGCUCAACUUGCGGAGAAUGGCCCGGUGUUCAGGACUUUUUUUUGUCAGCAUGAUGGUCAACCUAACCGCACCCUCGCCCGCACGCCGCCCCUCGUCGAAAUCCUAGAUGGGGGCGAUGGAUUCCGUCCAAGGGCGUCGAUAUACUUGAGCCGCGAUGCACCAGCCCGUGCGUGUUCGUCAUGUCCGCGGCCGAGUGCAACAUUCGCUCGCAUCUGCUUGAAACCUGAAGACUCGCCAUUGGACGUUGGCUGCCGUGCCGGGCUUGGGUCGUCACGGUGCCCCGGUCCAUGGCCCGCAGCCCCCGGUCCCGUAUGCCGGCGUGGGCUUGACAGGCUCGAGACAGGCAAUGAAUGGCAGCGCGAGUUGGAUGACUUUCCGGGGCCGGGAUCCCUAACGCCGGUCCUGGAAAAGCAAGGGCCGGUCAUAAGUCAAGAUACAAUGUCGCAGCGCAUACAAGUACCUACGGUACCUGGCGGAUGGACCAUCAAGCCGGUUGAAGUCCCCAACAUGCGACGUUGA
Messenger RNA from Chaetomium globosum CBS 148.51, 801 nucleotides. RefSeq lists its product as uncharacterized. The transcript has 4 exons. The coding region runs from base 1 to 801 and encodes 266 amino acids. The record is from RefSeq and is a predicted model, not a curated record. Lineage: Eukaryota; Fungi; Ascomycota; Sordariomycetes; Sordariales; Chaetomiaceae.